AUGGACUACUCUGCCCACGACUCGGAUCUUCCCGGCGGCGGAGAUCCAUGGGCCUCCUCACCGCAACAUAAUCGCCAGUCCUUCGGCCAACCUCCCACAAGCGAUAUCCCCUCGUCCCCGCUGCCUCCACAAGCGUCGUCGCCCUAUGGCCAGGGUUCGGAGCAGUAUGGCUACAUGGGCGACCAAGAUGCGCAGAACCGCCCAAACACGGCCUCUUCGAACGGAGACCAUUCAACCCAGUCGCCGGUAGCUGCCCAGGAUGCGCCUCAAUCGCAACAACCACAACAAGCCCAGCAACAAGCUCCUACUCAGGGCCAGCAGCCCCAGCGAUACCAUGGAACGCGCCCCCAAAGACAGCAGCAGCACUACAAGCUCCAGGCGAAGGUCACGGGUCUCGAGCGGAAUGGCAAGAAGGACCCGGUCCUGAGAUUCGAUGUUUAUACCAACCUUCCGAAGUUCCGUACUACGCAAUUCCGCGACGUCCGUCGAUUACACUCCGAAUUUGUGAAGCUCGGCGAGCACCUCAUCUCAUCAUGCCCAGAAGCCAUCGUGCCCGCGGUGCCGCCAGCGACGACAUCCGCAGGCGCAGGUACCGACGAAGAUGAGGCGCGUCUCAAGGCAUCUUUGCAACGAUGGCUCAACAUUGUCUGCGCCAACGACAUACUCAUACGGGACGAAGAGAUGGUCUUCUUCGUUGAGAGCGAUUUCGGGUACAGUCCCGUCGUGCGCAGGAAACAGCCGGCUACUGGCGUGAGGCGCAAGGUCAUCAAGCAGUUUGCGCCACCACCGGAUGAUACUCCAGAGCUCGCUGCAGCUCGUCCCAUUGUCAAAGCCUUCUACCUGGGCACCAUGGAGGCAGAGCAGAAGCUGGAAAAGGUUGUGAAACAACGGAGAAAUCUCGGUGUCGCUGAAUCAGACCUCGGAGCUAAGUUUGCAGCAUUGCAUGUACAGGAGACCCACGUGGGACUCUCGCACGCAUAUAAGAAGCUCGGCAAGGUCAUUCAGGCGACUGGCGACUUCCAUGCCGCCCAAGGAACGGCUGAGGCUACGACUCUUGGCGACCCUCUUCAGUACCACAGCAGCGACGCUUUCAUCGCGAAAGAAACCCUUACAAACCGUCACAUCCUACUGCGCGAGCUGUUGCAGGCGCAAUCCCAAACCAAGUCGAAGCUCACAGCGGCCGACAGGCUCAAGGCUAGCUCAAGCGUAAAGCGAGACAAGGUGGACGAGGCAAUCACUGCGCUGGAGGAAGCCAGGAGCCAUGAGCAGUACCUCACCACAAAAGCUCAGCGUGUCACGGCAAACCUCCUCCAGGAGCAGAGGAAGUGGUUCGGACGGACUGCUCACGAUAUGAAGCAGGCUCUACGCGAGUACGUUAUACGCGAGAUCGAAUCAGAGAGACGCACAUUGGCGACACUCGAAUCUGUCAGACCCGAUAUACGAGCCAUCGACAACACGGGCGGGCUUUCGCGUCUAGGACGUGAAGCACAUCCCGCGGUUCGCCGCGCCUCACUCGCAAGCUCGCAGGGGCCCAAGGGAGAUGCGUGGUCUGGAGUACAGCGACGGCCGGGAGAUGGCCUGAACCGGAGUCUUAGUGGGACACUCGCAGGACCUCUGCCAGAGGAGGACGAAGAAGAAGAUGCAGAAGGAGCAACGCAUGGCAGGAAGCGCGCAGUAAGUAAGACAGGAAGUCAGAAGGGUCUGGAGGAAGAUGAGGACCGCAUUGAUGCAAGGAACGCAGCGAGCCGACUAGCCACUACGACCUUCUAG
Parastagonospora nodorum SN15 is the source of this 1770-nucleotide messenger RNA. RefSeq lists its product as hypothetical. The record is from RefSeq and is a predicted model, not a curated record. The transcript has 3 exons. Lineage: Eukaryota; Fungi; Ascomycota; Dothideomycetes; Pleosporales; Phaeosphaeriaceae. Bases 1 to 1770 code for a protein of 589 amino acids. Gene Ontology annotation, molecular function: phosphatidylinositol-3-phosphate binding. Gene Ontology annotation, cellular component: retromer, tubulation complex; endosome; retromer complex. Gene Ontology annotation, biological process: retrograde transport, endosome to Golgi; intracellular protein transport.